AAUCCUUUCAAUUACUAUACAAUUGAUUGUAAUUAAUUGAAAGCUCCGGGAUUUUCGACCUGAAAAUAGUUGGGUGUUUUUUAUUUUGAUUGUCAACCGGUUUUCCUAAUCAAUACAAGACAUCCAAUUCACUAUUCAUUAGUAAUGUCAACCCCUUAUCGUGUAAGCGACUCGACAUCGAGCACACGGGUGUCGGGAGGCAUCAGGUAUUACCUGCAACACUACUGGCAGGACACUGGCGAUCAGCGCACGGUUGGCCUGCCAUUGAUUCGCGAGGGUCCCUGGGCUAUGCUAUUUGUAAUGACACUGUACCUGCUGUUCGUUACCAAACUCGGCCCACGUAUGAUGAAACACCGGGAGCCCUAUCAGCUACGGGGGCCGAUGUUUAUCUACAAUACUCUUAUGGUGGUCAUCAACUACUACUUCUUUUUUCAGGCCUUUCGCUGGUUAGACUAUGGUCGUGAAUUGGCCAACUUUAGAUGGCCGGACGGUUCCGAUAACUCCCAGCGCACAAUGGACUAUAUUUGGUCAUUCUAUCUCUAUUGGUUGACCAAAUUUGUCGACCUAUUGGAUACAGUGUUUUUUGUAUUACGCAAAAAAUACAGACAAAUUACUGCAUUGCAUCUCUACCAUCACACUGUCGUACCAAUACUCGGUUGGCUAUAUCUAUGGUACUGUUGGGGAUCGCCGGCCAUUACACUGUUUGCUUUGCUAAACUCGGCCGUCCAUGUGAUCAUGUAUUCGUAUUAUGCACUGGCAGCUUUUGGACCCAGUAUACAAAAGUUUCUCUGGUGGAAACGGUAUAUAACACAGAUCCAGUUGAUACAGUUUGCACUGUUAUGCAUGUACGGGUGCUUUAUCUAUAAGUAUCAACACGGCUAUCCACAGUUUGCCUUUUGGUUGGCUGCCACCCAACCGCCGCUAUUUUUGAUACUAUUUGCUCAGUUUUAUCUUCAAUGUUACACAAGAGUCAAAAAAGUCGAUUAA
Molecule: messenger RNA, 987 nt
Organism: Oppia nitens
Lineage: Eukaryota; Metazoa; Arthropoda; Arachnida; Sarcoptiformes; Oppiidae
Product: elongation of very long chain fatty acids protein 7-like
Exons: 2
Coding region: 145-987 (280 amino acids)
Biological process (GO): fatty acid elongation, saturated fatty acid; very long-chain fatty acid biosynthetic process; fatty acid elongation, polyunsaturated fatty acid
Cellular component (GO): endoplasmic reticulum membrane
Molecular function (GO): fatty acid elongase activity
Source: RefSeq, a predicted model, not a curated record